AUGGCGUGGUGUGGGCAUGGAAUCUCGCUUGACAAGUUUGAUGCGGUGCUCCACAAAGUUGCUGGCGAAAGAGGCGUGUGGGUCGUCGCGCGCUUGGUGGGAAUUGGCCGGGUCGUUCUUGGGUCUGUUCACUGCCACACAGGGGUGACAACUGCAGUCUAUCAGGCAGCAGCGCAUGAAUUCUGCAAGCUCUGCCCUCGUAAGUAUCGUCAUCUUCCUGUGAUCUGUGGGGCAGACGCGAAUGAACAGACACUCUGGGAGGAGCCGGCCGUUCCUGGCCGUCACAAGAUUGGCUCGUGUUCCUCCAACCUCAAUGUCCUGAUCCAUGACCUCCUUCAGAAUGGCAUCGAAGCAGUGGCUCCCGCUCAACCUCAUCUCCUGACUCCGACCCACUACCCCCGGGAUGAAAGCAGAGAAGGCAGACAAAUCGACAUGGUGUUCACGAGAUUAGUCCAUGUCACACCCCUUUCUGUUGAUCCAGAACGUCGCCAUAUCAUUGGGUCCGACCACGCGAUCAUCUUGGGUGACAUUCUGGUCCAGGGUGGACCAAGCAGCAUGAAGUGGGGCAACGACUCACGUGCUCGCUGGGUCUGCCGUGACAUCCCCGAGACGGAGAUCAUUGAUGAGGACGACUUGAUUGAGAUUGCCAAGAAGUACACGCGCCCUCGACCUUCCUACAAAUAUAGGGAUAGCGAUGAGGUGAAGGACUGCAUUGCCCGUGCUCGUGAAAGCAACCUACCCCGUGAUUGGAAGACUGUCCAUCGUUGUCGACGCCAAGCACGUAAGAAGUGGAGCGAAGAACGUCUCAGUGCCAUCGUCAAGGGUGACUGGGAUCAAUAUCGACUUCUCCAAAAUGAGAAGAAACGCAAGCGUGGUUGGUGGGGAUCCUUGCUUGAGAACUGUGGAUCCACCGACCUCGCGGCUGACAUUACUGCACAUCUCGAGAACAAGAUGAAAAAUCCUCAUCGGUCUGCUGAAGAGUGGGAGUCCCAACUUGGUGAACUCAUCGAAAGCUGCACUGGGGGUGAUUUCCAACCCUUUUCUCUUCUUGACGUCCGUACUGAGCUUCAAGGGAUGAAAUGCAGGAGUGCUGUUGGGCCUGAUGGGAUUGGAGUACACCUUCUACGUGAGCUCGCCAGCGACGAAAUUCAUGGACCUCGACUGCUGUCGCUUAUUAAUCACAUCGUCAAGACGCGACAGUUGCCCAACAGUUGGGAGACUUCCUUCUUGGCUCUUUUGGCGAAGGUGAGUUUCCCCAAAGGGCCGGGUGAUUUGCGCCCCAUAUGUGUGUCCUCAGCAUUUCACAAACUAAUCAAUCGUCUGGUCUGCUCGCGCGCACUGCCUGUCAUGCGCAGAGGAUCAAAGAUUUCGUGUUGUGGAAAGGGACGACAAGCAGCAGAUCUACUUGGGACAGUUUCGCGCCUUCGAGAUGUGACCAAGGAAUGGCGACACCCACUACUGCUCUGCAAGCUCGACGUGGCUGGCGCAUUCGAUAAGAUUGACAGGGCUAAGGUUGCUGAUCUUCUUGUGCGUCGACUUCAGCACAAAGGGGUGAACUUCGAGUUACGCUACCUGCUUGCACAGCUGACUGUUCAUCGCCUUGUUGGAAAUGCUCCGGGAGGACGUCUUGUAUGCCUUUCUCGCGAUGACGGCAUUAAACAAGGCGCCCCUGAGAGCGCAGAGCUGUUUGGCUUGGUCGUUGAUGCCAUGCUUUCAGAACUUGUUCAUUGUCGACAGUGGCAAAAUUUGGGUGCCCCCUUGGAUGACUGUGACAUCGACCUGCUCUUCUACCAGGAUGACGUCUUUCUCAUUGAGACGGCCUUUGGCAGACUAUGCAAGCGAAUCACCGUCGUCGACCGAUGUCUCCAGGGAGCUGGUCUUCAUCUCGCCGCUGCCAAAACGAAGAUCGUUGCCAACGACCACUACCAUGGGGCGAGAUCUGCACGUAUUGGGGAUCAACACUUUAAGAUUGCUGACAAGGGUGAGUCUCUCAAGGUCCUGGGUAUCUCCUUUUCGCUUGCCCACGAUGCCUCUGAACAAGCCAAAGAACUCAUCAGUCGGACACGGGCAGCGGCAGCUGAGCAUCGCGAUAUUCUACAGGCCCCAGGCCCUUGGAGUGGGAAGAUCGCUAUCAUCCGCACGCUCGUUGAGGCACAGUUCAAUUGGACCGCUGGUGCUUUCUACUGGGGGAAAGACGAUCUCCAUGGGUUGAAUGUGUACCUCGCACCUGUCCUGCAAUGCGAGCUCUUCAAUGGCGCUGCACUGCUUGGUGGCGCCAUCAACAAUCUCUCAGUAGACUGGAGCACUGCGAGAGACAAAUAUAUUGCCGAGUGGGAUACCAAGUGGACGAGAGGCAGACAACUGUCGCUCUCGAUCUCUGCCUCGGCUCUAGACGCGUUUGGGAACUUUGAGACACCCCUCCUCCUUCCCUUCGUGCUGAUGGCGCUUCGUUGUGGCCUCGCUCUUGGAUGGCUGCUGUCGGUGCCUCUUUGGGUGGCUGGUGCUCCGGGAGACGAUGAUCCACAAGAACAUCGGCCUUACUGGAGGAGCUGGACGCCUGAGGAGAUCGCUGAAUACACGGCAGCUGCGUGGGAGGAGGACCACUGGUACUCUCCUGCUUCCCCCUCCUGGAAUACGUCUUCACUGACUACCUGGGAUGAGGAGAUCAGUCUGGCACUCCAGGAUGAUCUACUACAACAUGAAUACCCUCUGGUGGACAAUGGCCUGGCUCCCAUCCCAGAGGAUAUCCCACUACCCUUUGGAGGCGAACCUGUUGAGGAGGACUCGUACGCGUUGCCCUGGUCUGGGGUGACUUGCUGGCCUUCUUCGUCCUCGGAUAUGGCCUCUGGGACUCAAGGAUCCUCGUCUUCGCAGCAAUCAGUUGCCUCCUCCUCCACCAACAAUGAGGGUGAUUGGCUAGACAAAGUUCUUGACACCAGGGGUCUCCGUGGUCGCUCUGUACCGUUGGGUCGUGAUCCUGCCACGCUUCUCCACCGUCCUGGUGAGCCUCGCUGCGAUGGAGACGACCACGCCCCUGACAACACCCCUUUGAUUGGUAUGACCUCCAGGGGAGGACGUGCACGUGGAGGAGUUGACCGCUGGCAUCAUCCUGACGGUUCUGUACGUUCUCGGCUUCGCGAACGCAUGGAAGAAGAAGAACGCGCUGCCUCUCAUGGUGGAAUUGUCGACGAUGCCGACGAUGCCGAUGACCACGGUGUUAACGAUAGCACAGGGUCGACUCCAUUUCAAGUUGUCGGGGUUGACUUCCACAAUGACGAGCCCACCAUCAAGGCGAUCACCUUUUACGGCGACCGCUUUCAAGUACGUGCAGGGGGGACAUCGCGUGGAUCCACUAACACCUCGACCACUGCGGGGAGUUCCAACACUGAGACUGACGACAGUGAGGCUGGUCCGAGCUCGUCCUCCAGCAGCUCCCAACAACACCCUGGCUUCUGGCGCCAUGGUAUUUGGCACAACCGACCUCGCUCCGACGCGGAACUUCGAGCUCAUAGGGGUGGGAUGGGACCUCGUCGACUGGCUCGUAAGGCUGCCCGGGUUAACUCGUACCUCGACGGCACGUGGCGGCCAGCCUGGUUGCAGGAGUAUGUCAAAGAGAAGAAAGCGCGAGAUGCUCAACGCACUACCUCGCGCAGCUAUGACGUCUUGGCCGACAUGGAUGCGAAAGCCCUAGCCACCUUCUUGGGUAAACCCGUGCCAGAAGCUCCUGGACUGCUGCCUACACCUUCGCCUAACACGAACCUGACCUCAGCCCAAACCCAGGAGUCCAACACUGCCACGGAUGUUGACCCGUGGGCCCAACAGCCAUGGCAGAAUGGAUGGUGGGAUCAUCAUUCUACCAGCCAACCUUGGGAUGGUGACCGUGAUGAUAAUCAAUGGACGGGGGGAACUUGGACUGGACAGGAAUGGUCCCAGUGGGAAUGGGGUGACUCUUCGUGGAGAUGGUCCUCCUGGAGCUCGUCUACAUCGACUACCACGACCUCUUCGUCCACACUGCCUUCUUUGCCACCGAAUGCAGGGCUUCUCCCUGAUGUCAGGACCGCCGACAAUGAUGACGUCGUUCUCAUGCAGAUGACUGGAGCCGAGCGGGCUUCCCUACAAGAAGUUGACAGUAUAGAACAACUUCUCGAGGCCCUGGACAGGGAAAAUGACAGGGACAAUGGACCUGAGGCUAGGCACUGCAUCUCGUUCUCGUUCGUCGACUCCAGGCUCGUGGCUACCUUCCCAUACAGCGCGUCCCAAGUCAGCAGCUCUCUCGCUACCAACUGUUUAACUGGGUUCGGGGCUACGUGCCUGUCUUUGUUGAACAUUUGGAACGCCACCUGCGAGUUGGACUACAACCAGACGACUGUGGUGCUGAAGCUGGACAAGCACUUCCUUCUUCGCCUCAGCCUGAAGGGGAAACCGCUGCUCGCUCGUCCUCGCCUGGCCUCUCGACUGGUGCUCGUGCGAGGGUUGAACCCAGUGCGGGCAGCUGUCCUGAUCUCCCUCGUGGCUCCAGGUCCCGAAGUCGUUCACGAAAAGUGGCACUACGACUACUUCUUCAACGGCCUGCUCGACGACCUCUUCGACAUGGACGACUCUGCCUCCUACCUCGACAAGCUCGACAAAAAAUGGCACUACGACUACUUCCUCAACGACCUGUUCGACGACCUCUUUGAACUGGUGGUCUUCGUCUUCUACCCCACCAAGCUCCUCACUUUUGGAUUGGAUGGCACACUGUCGUUGGCCUUCGACGGCGCAGUUGGUAUCAUCAUGCUCGUGAACUACACCAUCAGGUGGGGGUCGCUGUGCCUGGUGGACUUUGGCCUUCAGAAGACGACCAGAGUCGUGAUGAGUCGGUGGAUCAAGACGUGGGGCAUGGAGCUGGGUCGGCAGAUGUUCGUCGUCGUGCAUCUUCCCGUGAUCCUGGUGAUGUUCGUCUUGGGCCUCCUGCUGGGGAUCUGGGAAGUGUUUGUGGAGUCUGUGGGCUGGUUUUUGGGUUGCAAGGAGCCAGACGAAGAGCCGGAGAAGCCAACGCCAGAUCCCAUGGAGGAGACUCCCCCCAAAGCGGAGCUGACAGAGGAGGAAAAGGCGGUCAUCUUCCGACCAUUUGAAGCUCCUGAUGUGUCUGACUGGAUCCUGGUCCAAGCGCUCGCUGACAUGACUUUGCCGGAGAAGACGGAGGGCUUCGAGAACGUGUCCUACAUGUGGUCCGCCCGCGGCAAAGCAGAGACCUACUUCAAGGAGUGGAAGCUGACCAAGAAGCUCACCACUCGAAUUGAGGAUUUGGUUGUGGGCGAGUGGUUCAACCAGCGCAUGAACGCCUGGAAGGAUCCCUGGAGCGUUUGGCGGCAGAAGCAAUCGACUUGGAAGGCUGGUGGUGGCAAGAAGGAGGAGACUCCGAAAGCGCCCGAAGUGCCCACCGAAGAGGCACCGGCGGAGGAGGCAAAGCUCGCGGAAACCAAGGAUGAACCAAUGACGACCGGCGUCGCCGACGAGGACUUGGACGUCUUCGGUGUCGCGGAUGUCCUGGACGUUGGUAAUGGUGAGCCGCUUUGCAGCCUCUUCGCGCCAGAAGACUGGAUACUCCUCACUCUGCGAGUGGAGCUGCACCACAUGGCCUACUCCUUCCGCAAGGAUGUCACAGAUGCCGACCUCCCGGGAAUGCACGUCGACACCAUCCCCUUCUACUACAACAGGUACCUGAGGAAAAACUUCGCAGCAAGCCACUACGGCUGUGACACCAACCAGAAGGUCAUCGAGCUUGUAAAGGACACCGUCUCUCUCAACGACAAGAAGGUGCUGGUGCCAGAGCUUUCUGAGGAUCUCGACAACUUCGACAUCUUCCUCAAGCUGACAGAGGACUGUCGCAGGGAGCGGCAACUGAACAUCGACCUUGGCGAGCAGUCCGCGGUGUUGAAGUUCAAACACUCUGCAUUGCUGCCGUCGGGAUCUGGACAGAAAGGAUACGGCCAGAAAGGCCCGAUCAAAGGCUACGCCGAUCCGAAGGGUGGCAAAGGGAAGCCAGGUCCUGGUGGUUGGCCCAUGCAGGGCUACGACGGCAAGGGCUUUGGCGGCUGCUGGGGCGGCGGCAAGGGAGGCUGCAUGGGUCCUGGUGGUGGUGGUAAAGGCGGCAUGCCGCCGGGGAAGGGCAAGUACAACAGCAACUUCGGCAAGGGCUACAAGUGUUCUCAGCCUCUGCUGCUUGGUUCUCCUGUGAAGCGUGCAGCGCCGAGGAGACCCCUUCGUGGGGAAGUGCGGCAAAGCUGCACUUGCCGUCGUCGGCAUUUGAGGAAAGCGUCCUGUGCAGAGACACUCCGGCGCAUCAACUCCAAGUUGUGGGCACAGAAGGUCAUGGAGGGAGCGAUUUCCUCAGAAAUCCGCAGCUUCCUCUCGAAGAACCGGCAGGUCACAUCUCUGCCGGAGCUCCGAGAAGCGCUGAACCAGAGCCCCGAGGCUCGACGCCGCCCGGCGCAGGUGUUUGACGCUGCUGCCGACGAGGAGGCUGCAGCUUCGGCUGUCGCCACAUCUCCCAUGGAAGAGGCAGUUGAGCUGCCGCCUGCCGAGACAACUCAGCCCGAGGAGGCCGCGGUCACCACGGCAGCCUCGUCCGAUGCUGCUAUGCAGCUAGCCGAGGACACAGCCCUCCCCGACGCUGCGAUGGAGCCGGCCACAGAAGCCGAAGACGCCACGCAGCCAGACGAGGACACAACCGUCCCCGACGCUGCGAUGGAGCCGGUCACAGAAGCCGAAGAUGCCACGCAGCCGGACGAGGCCUCCCCGGAGCCCUCGCGCAGCUCCGACAGGGAGGCUGAGACACUGGAGAAGGCCCCUGCGCCACUUGAGCUUCUAACCUGCAGCUAG
Symbiodinium sp. CCMP2592 is the source of this 6864-nucleotide messenger RNA. The record is from the annotation of a GenBank genome assembly. NCBI's taxonomy places the organism in Eukaryota, Dinophyceae, Suessiales, Symbiodiniaceae.